CGGAAAGCAUUUUGACAAACCCACACAACAAAAUGACUGCCCCAGCGGAGCUCCUCUCCCUCGUUCACUCUUUCCUGGAGGAACGGGCGCCCAAAGCUGCCAAGGCGUUCAAGAAGGAGGUUUCUUUCGAGACGGACUCGGAAGAUGCAGACCCCAACAAACUGAUCGAAAUCUAUGCUGCAUUCAAUGCCAGCACCGUCGAGGAAUUGCAUUCCAGCGAAUCCUCCUCCGAACGCGAAAGCUCCGACUCCUCCGAUUCCGAUUCCGACAGCAGCGAUGAUGAGGAGGAGGAAGGGAAAGCGGACGACAGGAUGGAGAUUGAGGAGGUGAAGGCGGCCGAGUCUUCUGACUCUGACUCCUCUGACUCUGAGUCGUCUGAGUCUUCGGAGAGCGAGGAGGAGAGCGAGGAGGAGAACACGGAGGCGAAGGAAGAGAAGGCUGAAAGUGCGGAGUCUGAGACGGAGGAGAAGGCUGAGAGUUCGGAUUCGGAUUCUGACUCUGGUUCGGAGAGCAGCGAUGAUGAUGAGGAUGAGACGGUUGUCGAGAAGGAGAAAACCGCGAAAGCGGAAGCAGAGUCUUCUGACUCCGACUCCGACUCCGACUCGUCAUCCGACUCUGACAGCAGCAGCGACGAAGAGGAGGAAGCAGCAAAGGAGGAGGAAGACACUUCACCCGCCGCCAGCUGCCCCGACGCAUCCUCCUCCGACUCGAGCGACAGCAGCAGCAGCGACUCAGACGAGGAAGAAGAGAAGACGCCCGCGACGAACGGUACAGUGAACGGCACGGCCGCCGAAUCGUCUAGCGACAGCGACAGCGACAGCUCGUCGAGUGACUCGUCGUCCUCGGAAAGCGAGGAGGAGGAGAAGCCUGCGCCGGUGAAGAAGGAGGCUGCCACGCCUGCUAAGGACAAGAAACGGAAGAGGGAUGAGGAAGAGUCGGAGGAGUCUGUUGGGUCUCCUGCUCCUGCGGCCACGCCCAGCGCUCCUGCUACUAAGAAGCAGAAGGGUGAGGCCAAGUCUGUCGAGCGCUUCCAACGCGUCCGCGCCGAAGAAGUCGACGAAGCCGACAUUAUUGACAACAGCUACAUGGCCAAAGGCGGCGCCGAGUCCAGCUAUGGGUUCCGCGCCCACCAGGACCUGAUCGUCACGCGCGGCAAAGGGUUCCGUAACGAGAAGAAUAAGAAGAAGCGCGGGUCUUACCGGGGUGGGAAUAUUGAUACGGCGUCGCAUUCUAUCAAGUUUGCGGGGGCGUAUGAUAGUGAUUAGAUUGUGGGAGUGCGGCGGGCGAUGAUAUUCAAGGCAUUUGGGGUUACGAACGGCGUAUGCGUAGGGAUUGCAGAAACACACCACACAUCAUUCAUCCCAUACCAU
Molecule: messenger RNA, 1370 nt
Organism: Fimicolochytrium jonesii
Lineage: Eukaryota; Fungi; Chytridiomycota; Chytridiomycetes; Spizellomycetales; Powellomycetaceae
Product: SRP40, C-terminal domain-containing protein
Exons: 4
Coding region: 33-1265 (410 amino acids)
Cellular component (GO): nucleolus; nucleoplasm
Source: RefSeq, a predicted model, not a curated record